Solanum lycopersicum (tomato) is the source of this 1145-nucleotide messenger RNA. RefSeq names its product ribulose-phosphate 3-epimerase, cytoplasmic isoform. Gene Ontology annotation, molecular function: metal ion binding; D-ribulose-phosphate 3-epimerase activity. Gene Ontology annotation, biological process: pentose-phosphate shunt, non-oxidative branch; carbohydrate metabolic process; pentose-phosphate shunt. The record is from RefSeq and is a predicted model, not a curated record. Gene Ontology annotation, cellular component: cytosol. Lineage: Eukaryota; Viridiplantae; Streptophyta; Magnoliopsida; Solanales; Solanaceae.
UACACUAAUCACUGGUGGCUGAAAGUUAAAUGGUAGUAGGUAGAAGGGUAACCGUAAUAGUAUAUGUUUAGUGCAACAAAUUCUCAGUCGACGAAAAGUAAAAGACGACUACAACCUUCGCCGGCGCCGGAAUUUAGAUUGAACUGAGAACAUAACGGCCGCAAGUGAGGAAGAUGGUGAAGGCAAUCAUAGCACCGUCGAUGCUGUCAUCGGACUUUGCUAAUUUGGCCUCUGAAGCAGAGCGCAUGCUCAAUUGUGGUGCGGAUUGGCUCCAUAUGGACAUCAUGGACGGUCACUUUGUCCCAAACCUUACCCUCGGUGCUCCAAUUAUCGAGAGUCUGAGAAAGCAUACAAAGGCAUAUCUGGACUGCCACCUAAUGGUCACCAACCCCCUUGAUUAUGUGGAACCGCUUGGCAAAGCUGGUGCCUCAGGCUUUACGUUCCAUAUUGAGGCAUCUAGAGAUAAUUGGCAAGAGCUUGUUCAACGGAUAAAGUCUAAGGGCAUGAAACCUGGGGUUUCUUUGAAGCCUGGUACACCAAUUGAAGAAGUGUACCCACUGCUUGAUGGUGAAAACGCUAUCGAACUGGUCCUUGUUAUGACUGUUGAGCCUGGUUUUGGUGGACAAAAGUUUAUGCCAGAGAUGAUGGAUAAGGUACACACUCUCAGAAAAAAGUAUCCAUCACUUGAUAUAGAGGUGGAUGGUGGUCUAGGACCUUCAACCAUUGAGGCAGCAACAUCAGCUGGAGCAAACUGCAUAGUUGCAGGAAGUUCAGUAUUUGGAGCUCCAGAUCCAGCACAAGUCAUAACUUUGCUGCGAGGCAGUGUGGAGGAAGCUCAGAAAAGGAGUUGAUUCCAGAAGAGGCAAGAUCUCGUGUUGUAUUUUAACAACUAUUACCUUAUUUAUAAUUUCCGCGGAAUCAAUAUCUCCAGAUGCCUGCACUUGUUGAGUUAUCCAAGUUCUAUUUGUUGAAUAAGGUUAAAACAUGUAUUUAUCAUAUCAUCUUGAAACUUCAACACAUAUUGAGUUAUCUAAGUUGUAUUUUUGAAUAAUGUGAAAUAUCUGGUGCUGGAUUUAGUUGAAGUCCAUGAGACUGGAUGUCACGUUUCCAAAAUUUAAACUAAGAAAUGUUGCUGUUAUGUUUUA